CGCUCCCGCCUAUCCCAAACCUGGAAAGGUGCCGGAGGAAUGAACGCGAGCGGCUAGGUGGGGCUGUCCCAUUUGCCCGCCCCUCCCUUUCUGCGACUGGCUGUUCGGCCGUGGGUCUCCGCCCCACAACCCUGCGUCUGCGCGUGGGCUUGGGCCGCCCGUCGUACCUGAUGGUGGGAGGCAGUAGUUCUCCGCUUCCCUUCCGCUGGCGGGAGAGUUAGCUAGCCACCCGAGAAAACACCAUGAAAGACACCGAUAUCAAGAGACUACUGUAUACCCAUCUUUUAUGCAUAUUUUCAAUUAUCCUAAGUGUCUUCAUUCCAUCACUCUUCUUGGAGAACUUCUCAAUAUUGGAAACACACUUGACAUGGUUGUACAUCUGUUCUGGUUUUGUAACUGCUGUCAAUCUAGUACUAUAUUUAGCAGUGAAACCAAAUACAUCUUCUAAAAGAAGUUCAUUAACACACAAGGUAACCAGAUUUUUGAAAUGCUGUAUCUACUUUCUUCUGUCUUGUUUUUCCUUUCACGUAAUUUUUGUUCUAUAUGGAGCACCACUAAUAGAGUUGGCAUUGGAAACAUUUUUAUUUGCAGUUAUUUUGUCUACUUUUACUACUGUGCCUUGCUUGUGUUUGUUAGGACCAAACCUCAAAGCAUGGCUAAGGGUUUUCAGUAGAAAUGGAGUCACAUCCAUAUGGGAGAAUAGUCUCCAGAUGACUACAAUUUCUAGUUUUGUAGGAGCAUGGCUUGGAGCACUUCCUAUUCCGCUGGACUGGGAAAGACCAUGGCAGAUGGCAGUAGAAAGAAAAUGUAGCAUUUGUAGAUCUCUCCGUGUACCCUGCAUGGGGCUUGGCACUGUCAUACGAGUAACUUAAUCCUCACAGCCAUAGUGCAAGAAAGAAGACAUCCAAAUGUCUGAUGCAGAGAGAAAGUUCCUGGCCAGUCAUCCAGUAGACUCUCUCCACUCUUCAAUGGAAAGGUGAUGCUUAUAUUUUUAAAAAUCUCUACAAAGCUCACAUACAACAAGACAGUACAUCCUAGAUUUGUGACUGAUAUGAGCAUUUAAGGCUGUCAUUUUCAAGUAUAAAAGUUUAGUGUUCCAUUACCCAAUCUGUGCAGUAGACAUAGCUAUAAGCUUAAGUCAUGUGAAUUAACAGAAGCCCACCAAAGACAUUUAAAAAAUUAUAAUUUAGGCAACAGCAAGUUUAAAUGUAGGAAAGGCUAGAAAAAAAUGUGUAGAUGAGAUUGUUUCUCUAAAAUGCAUUAGGUUGUUCACAAUGAAGCUUUGUCUAACACCAUUAUCUGAUGCAUGGCAUAUGCAAUAAGGCAGAUCCACAGCAGACCAAACAAGGAAGCUGAAUUAGGUAAUAGAACUAGUAAUUAAGAUGGUUCACCUCUAACACAGUUCUGUGGCCUGUUCCCCCCAGAGAAAGAUUAGAAAUGGCUCCAGUGUACCAAAUAAGCUUCACAGAAGAACAUGAAAAUUUUUCUCCAACUUUUUUUUUUCUUUAAGCAGAGCCUUUCACUUAGGGACCAACACAUGCACUGCUUGUAGAUUAAAUAAUUCAAAAUUAAUUACUUCUAGCCUAAUGUAAUAUGGCUGGAGAAAAUGGGUCUCUGGAAGCCGGUAUUUUGUUUAACUUACAUUCUAGAUGUGUAUAUAAGUUGUCAUUCUAUAACUUCUGCUGUGGUUCCAACAUCUAUAUCUGAAAGGUGGAAGCAGCUGCUCUGUUACAAUUUUCACGUAACAUGCUUGGAUUCUAGGUCUUCCCUCUUUAACACAACUUAAAGUUUCUUGUGGUUUGGUCAACAUACACAAUUCUCAUUUCAUUUGAUGUACACAGCCAAAGUGGGAAUUAAAAAAAAAAAAAUUACCAACUAGUUCAGAGAGCUAAAUUGAGUCCAGCGUUAUGGCAAAGUCUGACCCAAAAUUUUAAUUUGUAAUUUUAGCAUAUGUCUCAUGCACUUUGGGGAGCGUCAAACUAAAUCUACAAUUGCCAGAGCCUUGUUACAGUUUAAUGCACAUUAACUAAAAUGUGUACAUUUUUAGUGUUCAUGAUAAAUGCAAUUAUUACCUUAUUACACUUUUGGCAUUCUUUAAGAAAGCACAUUAAGCUUUAAUAUAGAAAUAUUUAGGUUACACUUGUGCUCAAGUAAUAAUAAAAACAUUUGUUCUUUUUUGAUCUCAUACAUUCUCUCCUCAGGUAUGGCCCAUCUCCUGUACGCUUGGAGCGACCUUUGGCUACGUGGCUGGCCUUGUUAUUUCACCACUCUGGAUAUACUGGAAUAGAAAGCAACUUACAUACAAGAACAAUUAACUGGAGCAAAGGGAGAUACUUCUUUGUGCAGAUUCUGUAAGGGCUGUGCAGAAAUGUGUAUGGUCAAAGCCAAGCAGUUCCAUUUACAGCACUGUUUUUUAUGUAGUUACAACAUGAUGUGAUUGUAGCUUUUUAAACUAUGAAACCCCUGAGAGAUUGUACCUUCUAGUUGAAAUAAAGUAUUUAUAAUAGAUUGUGGCUUCAGAUGCUGCUUACUGCUUCUUAAACCUUUAAGGAACAUUCUUAAUAACUUUUAUAGAAUUCUGAGGACAGGUUUUGUUUUCUUUCAAGUUUUGAACUGCUUCAUUACCUAUAAAAGGUCUGGAUAUAGCUGUAGCAUUUCAUUUGCUUUCUGAGAGAAAUGGACAGUUUCCUUGGCCACUGAAGAUGUUUCUCACGUAAUUAAACAACAGUUUAUACAUCUUGAUCCUAUUCUUUUUUUUACAGUGUGUUUCUUUGGAGUUAAAAUGGCUAUGAUAGCCUCAUCAAAAACAGUCUUCAAUCCCUUCUGGGUUAAAGCUGAACAUUCCACAUAGCAGCA
This is a messenger RNA of Piliocolobus tephrosceles (Ugandan red Colobus), 2856 nucleotides long. It is a transcript of the gene PIGF, whose product is annotated as phosphatidylinositol glycan anchor biosynthesis class F. The record is from RefSeq and is a predicted model, not a curated record. The transcript is spliced from 7 exons. Gene Ontology annotation, biological process: GPI anchor biosynthetic process. The coding region runs from base 243 to 872 and encodes 209 amino acids. Gene Ontology annotation, cellular component: endoplasmic reticulum membrane. NCBI's taxonomy places the organism in Eukaryota, Metazoa, Chordata, Mammalia, Primates, Cercopithecidae.